AACACCUUUGAUUUAUUUAUUCACCUUGCGCUCAGCUCGAUGAUUCGUGAUACUCAAUAAGAAGUUGCAGCAUAUCAACGGGUAAAAAUAUCAGUGGAAAUCAUGGCAACCAACUCAAUUUUUCCAUGCAGACGUGGGCGCGUUACCAGACGACUCAUCUCUCAACCAAGAAUCCACUAAAUGAAAGUUGUAAUUCAUGCUUCAAUAGUGCUAUCAAAACUAGAACUACAUAGCUGAGUCUGGUUUCUCUCAGUGUAUGAUCUUGAAAUGGAAGGAAAGACAUUUACAGAGAAAACAGAAGACGCCGCUAAAGUUCCACUUUUACCAAAGACGUCUUGUGAUGUUUUUUGCUUUCUUGGGUUUGCAGUAACGACGUAUGUCUUUUAUACCGCAAUUCUGAUUUCUUCCCAAGACAUUCUAGCGUCUACAAAUAUCGCCACAACUUCAAUUAUCAUGUGUUUCAACACACCUUAUUUCGCAAUGACUUUAAUAUUGCCUUACUAUAUCGAUAAAUUAUCACUUAUGAACAAAGCUGUUGCUUCAGCUUUAUUUUUUGGCGCUGGAGUUCUGAUUAUUACACUUAUUCCAACUCCUGCGCUUCGGCUGCUUGGAGUUGUUGUAGCAUCCUUUGGCAUGGGGACUGCAGAAAUUGGCUUUCUCUCUGCAACUUCACUUCAUCAAGACUUCACAAUUCAUUCGUUUACAUGUGGCACUGGUUUGGGGGCUACGAUCAGUACUUUGUACAUGUCAGGUAUGACAACAAUCGCGUGCAUCAAGCCAUCCAUUGCGUUGCAAAUUCUCUUGGUAUUGCUGCCAAUCUAUCCUCUCCUUGCCUGGCACYUAAAAAGAACGUCUAACCUACCAAAUAAGGAACUGACAACGUCAAAGGGUACCCAUGUUGAAUUUACCCCACUGACUGAACAAGAUUCAAAUUCAGAGGUUGUCGACCAACACUUAACAUUGAAGGAAAAGUUUUCAGCUGUUCUAGAAAACCUUCACCUCGCUGUUCCUUUGUUCAUUGGGGAGGUUUCAGACUUCCUAAUAACAAAUGCUGUUAUCACAACUAUUGCCUUCGAGAAUUCUCCAUUUGACCCUAGAGACCAUUUCCUAUAUUACCAGUUAACAUUCUGGGCAGCCGAGUUCAUAGGUCGAUCGUAUGGUCUUGUUAUAUUAUGGUUCAAGCCAUCUUGCACAGUGGUGACCAACAAAACGUGGAUCUUCAGUGCAAUCAUUACUGCCAAUUUAUUAUUGCUGACUUGUGCAAGUUGGUACCGAUUUCUUCCAAAUUUCUACGUUGCAGCAACAUUGGUUGCAAUCACUGGGGCAACUCAGGGAGCGCUCUAUUUGAAUACGUUUGCAGUGGCGGGAAAAGAUAAACGACCACGCCAUAGGGAAUUUUCCCAGGCUUUUCUUACUUCUGCUUUAGUGGGAGGAGUCGUUGCUGCUGCUCUGAUGGGCUUUUAUAUCGAACCAAAGCUUAAAGAACAUUGUAUGCAGAUUCUGGCACCGCAUGAUACGCUGUGCUUUACUCGUUUAACGCAUGGACARUGGAAUACAACCUUGUCUUGCAUAGCUCGUUAGGCCGAACUCAAUCUGUUGUAAAUAGCACAAACAUGACAGUGUACAUUUUUGCCUAUGUGUUAAAAUUUUCAGUCGUUUUAGGUACAAGUAUAGUAUUAACUAACUAAAGAGUAUUAACUAAAGUAUUGUAGUAAACCAAAUAGCUAAGUCAGUGUCUUGCAGUUUGAGAGGGUUUUUCCGAAAGCGYAUUUGCCGUGSCGUUGAAARGGUAAACGUGAGUAAUUAGGUUACGCGAAUAUUCAAUGAAUGCUCAAAUACGUUCAAACUAUAAUCCGCAUAACAAUAUGUACAGACAACAAUUAGCUCAUUCAGCCGUUUCAGCAGCAUUUACUUUAUCGAAUUUGGAUAGAUGACAUCUAUUCAUCUUCAUCUUCUGCUGAUAUCGAUCAUAUUCAACAUCUAUACAUAGGUGUGUAGAAAAUCAAAGAAAACUAUUUUGUCCUCAAUCCUCACGACUAGAAUUUACCAGGCCACC
Molecule: messenger RNA, 2056 nt
Organism: Exaiptasia diaphana
Lineage: Eukaryota; Metazoa; Cnidaria; Anthozoa; Actiniaria; Aiptasiidae
Product: protein BTN1
Exons: 2
Coding region: 268-1581 (437 amino acids)
Biological process (GO): regulation of intracellular pH
Cellular component (GO): membrane; vacuole
Source: RefSeq, a predicted model, not a curated record